Molecule: messenger RNA, 420 nt
Organism: Lottia gigantea (owl limpet)
Lineage: Eukaryota; Metazoa; Mollusca; Gastropoda; Lottiidae
Exons: 3
Biological process (GO): signal transduction
Molecular function (GO): GTPase activator activity
Source: RefSeq, a predicted model, not a curated record
GAGAUAUUGGUAUAUAUAGCAAGAGAUGGGUGUACUACAGUAGAUUUAUUUCGUAGACCUGGUAACCCGAAAGAUACAAGAAUUAUUGUCCAGCGACUGUCAGAAGGGAAACCAGUAGUUUAUUCUGAUUAUAGUUUUUAUACACUAGCUUCUGUAGUCAAGAAAUUCCUGUUGAGAUUACCAGGUGGUGUAUUUGGUCCUGAUGGAGAAGAAAGAUUAUUACAAGUUUUAACUCUAGGACAUAGAACAGAACAAUGUCAGGCUGUUCACGAGUUUAUUGAAACAUUGAGUGAACCUCAUCAACAUUUGAUAGCUUUAUUAUUUGGAACAUGGUUUAGGAUGGUGGACCAUUCCGAGAUUAACUUCAUGUCUGUGGAAGCGUUGUCUAGGAGCUGUGCUGGAAGUGUAUUCCACACUUGU